This is a messenger RNA of Haliaeetus leucocephalus (bald eagle), 6179 nucleotides long. It is a transcript of the gene TJAP1, whose product is annotated as tight junction associated protein 1 (peripheral). Gene Ontology annotation, biological process: Golgi organization. The transcript is spliced from 11 exons. Lineage: Eukaryota; Metazoa; Chordata; Aves; Accipitriformes; Accipitridae. The record is from RefSeq and is a predicted model, not a curated record. Bases 705 to 2597 code for a protein of 630 amino acids. Gene Ontology annotation, cellular component: trans-Golgi network.
GGCGGGGUGAGCGGCAGAUGAGGGCCGGGUGCGGGAGGGCGGUAGGGUCGCAGUCUCGGCCCUGGGGAAGGGGCCGUCCCCGUGGGGGAGGGCGGUGGUGGCACCGCCUCGGCCAACAGGGCGUUAGGGAGCAGAGCAGGCAUGGAAGCACAGGCCGAACCAGGUCCAUGCAGGGUGUAGCCUUGUCUGGGUGAUGGAGAGCUAGGUGGUGUGGGGGAUGAGAAAGCAGUAUCUGUGCAGGGAGCGUUGCUGGAGUAGGAGCUGCAAAGUGGAACAAGUCUGGGCCAGCAUGUGUGUUAAAGAACCAGAGUAUAACUGACAGAGGCAGAGCUGGAAGAGAAGGAGCAGCACUCCCCUGGUGCCAAACCUGGCAGGGGGGAAUGGGAAAUUAUCUACCCGCCUGUACACCCCCUUUAGUGCAAGGGAUGCUUCCCACUGUAGAAUUGAUUCAGAGAAGGAACUGGGAUAAAGGGCCUACGUAAGAGGAAGCAAUGAAUCCUUGUUGAAGCAUCAGACAGCAGGAGCUGUUGGCCAGAUGCUGCUGGGUGCUGACAGGGGAGAGCUGAUUCGGAGACAAGUGGCCAGAAAUGUUUGGACACAUCGUCACUUUGGAUCUGGCAUCUUGAGUGAGUGUUCCUGCUUCAUGAGGCUUCGAAUUUGAGCCCAGGCUGGUAACCCGCUUUUGGAACCACGCAGGUGGGAGGAUGUCGAGCACAGCUCCAUCAAAGAAGCCUUACCGCAAGGCACCCCCGCAGCAUCGUGAGAUCCGCCAUGAGGUACCCAUCAUUCGUGAUGACCAGGAUGGAGUGAUCUUGGCCGAGCAGAGUCAGGAACCCUUGACGGAUACAGAAAGGAUGAAGCUACUGCAGCAUGAGAAUGAGGAACUGCGCCGAAGGCUGACAUAUGUGACUAACAAAAUGGAGGCGAUGGAGAGGGAGCUGGAGUCAGGUCAGGACUACCUGGAGAUGGAGCUGGGCCAGAACCGUGAGGAGCUGGAAAAAUUCAAGGACAAAUUCCGUAGGUUGCAGAACAGCUACACUGCUUCCCAGAGAACCAACCAAGACCUGGAGGAGAAGCUGCAUGCCCUGAUUAAAAAGGCAGAGAUGGACCGCAAGACGCUGGACUGGGAGAUUGUAGAGCUCACUAAUAAAUUGCUUGAUGCCAAAACCACCAUCAAUAAGCUGGAGGAACUCAAUGAACGCUAUCGACAGGACUGUAACCUUGCAGUACAGCUGCUCAAGUGUAACAAGUCGCACUUCAGGAACCACAAGUUUGCUGAUCUUCCCUGUGAGCUGCAGGACAUGGUCAAUAAGCAUUUGCACAGCACUCAGGAGUCUGCAGGCCCUGGUCAAGAGGCAACCCACACCUUGGCUCCAUCUGAUGUUGUGCCUACCUCAGUCAUUGCCAGAGUCUUGGAGAAACCAGAAUCUCUGGUUCUGAAUUCAGCCAAGUCUAGCAGUGGCAGCUGUCCCAUGGCUGAGGAUGUCUUUGUGCAUGUGGACAUGAGUGGAGCCCCUCCUGAUGCCUGCAACAGCACAGGGCAGAUGGGAAAGGAGGGAGGAGAUGCGGGGAAACAGCAGAAUGGUGGCUGCAAGCCACAGAGCAGCGUGGAAAGCGUCCCAGAGGAGGUGCCUGCCUUUGAGAAGUUAAGUCCAUACCCUACACCCUCACCUCCCCAUCCUAUGUACCCUGGGCGCAAAGUGAUUGAGUUCUCUGAAGACAAGGUAAGGAUCCCAAAGAACAGCCCCCUGCCCAACUGUACUUAUGCUACGCGCCAGGCUAUCUCCCUCAGCCUGGUGCAGAGCGAAGAUGAGAGCUGCGACAGGCACCGGACGCUCCCCAACAGCCCUGCUUCAGAAGGGUGCCGUUCGGCCUCCAGCUGUUCCUGUCAGCAGUCCCCCAAAGCAGCCAGGGCUCACGGCUCUUCCCAGAGCAGCCCAUUCAGCAGCCCUCCCCAAAUUCCGAGCGCCUUCGCCAGCUCUGCCAGCUCCGAGGAGGACCUGCUGGCCAACUGGCAGCGUAUGUUUGUGGACAAGGCACCCCCUACCUCAGAGCGGGUGCUGAUGAACCGCACAGCUUUCAGCCGUGACACAGCCCCUGAGCUCCAGAAGAGGUUCAGCCGUUCCAUGCAGGAGCUGGGUAGGGCAGCCUCAGCUUACUCGGAUGGUGAGGAGUCCGCGCAGAGCUGCAGCUGGACCGUGAGCCGGGACUCGAGUGUGGACACAGAUAGCACUGAGUCCAGAGCCCGCAGGAGCCAUUUCUCUUCAGACUAUGGUACAGAUUUCUCCCAGGAUGAAGCCCAGAAGCUGUUGCAGGAAAGUGGUGGAGGCACUGCUGAACCUGGAAGCCCCUCACCAGAGAAGCACAAGGACUAUGUGGACCUUGGCUUGCCUGAGAGCCCAGCUGAGGAGAGAGAAGUAUUGCUCCAGGGAAGCAAGGAGAGCAACCAAGGAGGUGCCCCAGAGGAAAGUGGAGAAGGCAGGGUCAAGCCUCCCUUCAGUCGGCCACACCGCAGCCCCAAGAGGAUGGGUGUCCACCACUUACAUCGCAAGGACAGCCUGACACAAGCCCAGGAGCAGGGCAACCUUCUCAGCUGAGGCAGGGCAAGAAGCAGCCACAUGCUGCAGAGCUGUGGAAUGCCUCCAUCUGUCUGCCUUCUGAGGGAGAAACCUCCCUUAGUACCCUCCUCCCAGGGGGCCUCUACUCUGAAAUUUUAUAUUUAUUCUCUUCUGCUACCUGGAAGAGCUGGGGUCCCCCUUCCCUGGCACCUCAGAUCCACAGUACUAGCACACACAGUGUGCAGAAGCACACACAAACACACUGCCCCAGCACACUCGCAGCUCUCUUCACAGCCUCACACUGGUGCCUGUACCAGAGCUCGUUCUUGGUACCCCUUGUCCUGGUGCCUGUGCCUCUUUAUGCUUGCAUCGUCUUUCCCCCUUCCCUCUCAGGUACCUGAGGCCCUGGGUGCUCUCAUGCUGGUUGCCCACAGCUGCUCUGCUCUCUUUUUACUUGUGCCAACAGGGCAGAAUGCCUGUGUGAUGGUGUCUGAUUCCCUGGGAGUCCCCAGGGGCUGUGAGUGGGGCAGUGGAUGGCUAUGUGCCCCUGGGGAUGUGCUGGGAUUACUGGUGUCUCAUUUUCCUGCUGGGUUUUGUUUUCCCCAGCGGCCCUCCGGGUGGUUCUCCGGAAUCUGCCUCUGCAGGUCCCCAUCACUAGGCUCCUGUGUUGGGCUCAGCAUCCAGCCCCCACGGAGGCAACGCAUGGAUGCUGGUGCUGUGGUGUGGGGCAUGGGUGCUGUCUGCCGAGAUGGUUCGGGCAGGCACUGCCUGCUAGGCACUGGGGUUUGUGUUUGAGUCUCUGCUCCCUCAACACCUCUUCCCCCGCUCUCUGCGCUGUUGUUUUGUUUGAACGGUGCUGAUGCUUUGCUCUUGGGUGGGCUUCUUGCUUCUUUCCAAGCCUUUGGUUUUGGGGUGUAUUGUUUUUUCUUUCUCCCCACCCUGCAUAAACAGACACAGCCGUUGGCAGCCAGUCCAAUGCCUGUGUUGAGGGUGUGUUGAGGAGGCUCAGCUCUCAGAGCUGCGCUUCCCUCUGAUCCUGGCCUCCAGCCUGCAGAAACCCCUCCAGACGCAAGAACAAGGUCUCGCCCUGGGCAAGUAAGGCAUGAAAGAUGCUACUGGGCUUUUCUGGGCAGGCCUGGCAGGGUUGCGAGGGCAGCAUGCUGAGGAGCUGCUCCCUGUAGACGCACUACCUCACGGCUCAGUAGCAGCCCUUUGCCAGGGUCUCCUCACAGGCCCCCCUUCUCCGGGGGGCUCCAGGCUGGCUCUGGCGCCUCUCCGGGGCCUCCCCUUCUGGGUGGGGCCUCUCUGCCUGUUUUUCCUAGCGUAGCGUGAUAUUAUGUGACUUUUCUUCUCAGUCUUGUGUGCUUGGUGUCUUGGGGGGGGGAGGGCAGAGGUCUGUAGAUGUAGGUAUUUUUUUGAGGGCUUACGGAGCCCAGGGGUCCCAUUUUAAUUUUGUCCUGUGCCCUUGUCUGUCUGGUGUUUCUUGGCUCCUCCUGGGGUGCGAGGCAGAGAAUAGCCUGGUUCCCUGUGCUGUGCCCCCCCCCCAAUCCCCGCUGGCUGUCUUCAGCCUGCUGUCUGGUUUUUGAGUUGGGUUUGUGUUGUCCUCCCACCCUGCUCAAUGAGGGCUCUUCACUGGGCCGUAGGAGAGCAGCCCUCUGUCCAGGAGGGAGCUCCCGUUCACAUGCUUACAGCAAGAUGUGCAGCCAAGAGCUGCCUGGGGGCCCUGCUCCCCUCCCCGAAACCCUGUCUCUGCAAAAGGCCUGCAGCUUGCAGCUGGGGCCAGCCAGGGCUUCAGCUCGAGCCUGGAGGCUCCAGAGCCUCUGAAAGUGAGCUGCAGGCCUCUCUGGCGGCUGUGUAGGUUGCUUUAUGUAUCCUGCCUAGAGCUGCUGCCUACACACUAGCCUUGUUUCCCACCUGGAACAGUUGUGGAGCUGGAUGCCACCCUCUGGUGGGGAGGUGGGACUCAGUAUUUCACUACAAUAUUUUGCUUGAUCCCUGUGCAAACAGGCUGGUGCUGAGAGCAGGAGCCUCCUCUGAGCCCACAGGGUGUUCAUCUCCCCUGUCCUGAAUGUGGUGGUGGGGUCCUUGCGUUUGCUCUCAUCAGCCACUGCACUGCUGCAUUUCUUCUGUUCUUCUGCAGUGUUGCUGAGGGCUUGCACCUGCAGUGGCUGCCAGCUCCUGUCUCAUGAUCAUCACCUGGGGCUGGAUGCUCACUGAGUGAGCCCCUCGCUCUGAGACUGCUGGUGGCCUGCCUGUGGGAGAGCACAGCCACUUGGGCAGUAAGGGAGACAUUGCCCCUCAGGGCUCAGCCCCAUCUCCCCUGAAUCCUAGCAUGCUGAUCAGGGGACAAAACCCACUCUUGCUGAAGCAGCUGGUGCUGAUGGUGCUGGGCAGAGCCAGCCUCCCUCUGCCUUUGGUCAAGGUAGACUUAAAAGCAAAACAAUGGAGAAAUGGAGGGGUGGCAAAAGGGUGCCCAAUGCCUCACCAGACACUUCUGCUUCACAGCAUUAGGCUGCUGGCAGAGGUUGAGGGGGAGCAGUGGCCUCAAGAGGAGCAGAGCCCUCUCCCAGUGGGCACAGUGCCUGCCCUCUGCACUCCUGCUCACCUCCAGCAGUAUUAGCUCUGGGGUCUUGAGCUGACCCACUUUCAGUGUCCCAACUCCAGACUGUUAAUCUGUAACUAAUGUGGGUUUUUUCUGAAAUUUUCAAACUGAUGUAUAUUUUAAGACCAGAAAUAAACUAUUUUAAAAGUAGGUGGCAAUGACUAUAGUGUUCUCUCUGUUGGUUAAGGCCUGGACUGGACUGAUCCUGAGCAUGUGAGGGAGGGAGCAGAGCCUGUUGUGGUGCAAUGUCCCAAGUUUGCUGAAUUGCAUGUGCCACCCAUUAACUCUCCUGGGGAGAGCAAUCCUGUGACUUGUAGGCUUUCCAGAAAGCUGUGAAUUCAGUGGUCAUCCUGAGUGCCCACUUUCGCAGCAGCCUGGUUCAAGGUGCUUGUGCAAAUUAAGUCAUCUGUGUUGGAGAAGAGGUGCAGUCCCAAGCAAGGAGUGAUGUGUGGGAUGAGCAGUGUUUUACUUCUGUACUUGUAUCCAAGCGCUGGAAACUGCUGUCUGGGUCUGAAUGUAGACUGUCAGCUCAAAGAUCAGACUGAGCCUGUAGACCAGAAUCCAUUGUUCACAGCAGCACUCGUGUCACUUUUGACUCGGAAGCUGACAGUGGCUUAAAAAAGGGGCAGAUUAUUUAACCAGGUAACUUUGAGAAACAUUAAAAAACGUCGGCAAUUUUCACAUUACUUAAAGGCUAGGCUUGUCAAAACCUCUGCAAUGAAGCUUGUUGUGCUGUAAGCAGCCUCAGUGUUACUCAUAAAAUUCUACCUACCACAUUUCAAGUUAUUUUGCUUCCUGUCCUUCUGUCUGAUCUGUGUCUUGGCAAAGACUUCCACAUGCUGAUGUAGAGUAGGAUGAGGUGUAGCUCAUUCUUUUAAUAUUUGUUGGUUUUCUUGAAGCCCCAGCUCUCAGUCAUGUGACAGUAUCAGUUCUCCAUUUCAGAAACUGAGUUACAUGGGAAUGUGUAACAUACCCCCUCCCUGGAGUUCAUAAGAGUUUUAGAAUUCUAGUGUCAGUAU